Molecule: messenger RNA, 1255 nt
Organism: Lottia gigantea (owl limpet)
Lineage: Eukaryota; Metazoa; Mollusca; Gastropoda; Lottiidae
Exons: 8
Coding region: 41-1255 (404 amino acids)
Biological process (GO): insulin receptor signaling pathway; phosphatidylinositol phosphate biosynthetic process
Cellular component (GO): phosphatidylinositol 3-kinase complex
Molecular function (GO): 1-phosphatidylinositol-3-kinase regulator activity
Source: RefSeq, a predicted model, not a curated record
UCCUACAUUACCUCCUAGGCCAAUUAGAAAUACCCCAGUAAUGAAUUCACCAUCAACAGUAGAGGAGAAAUUAGAGAAUUAUGAAUGGUAUUGGGGUGAUUUAUCACGAGAAGAUGUAAAUGAUAAAUUAAGAGAUACACCAGAUGGAACAUUUCUAGUUCGUAAUGCUACUACACCAGGAGAUUAUACCUUAACUUUAAGAAAGGGUGGAGGAAAUAAGCUUAUCAAGAUUUAUCACAAGGAUGGUAGAUAUGGAUUUGUGGAACCACUGGACUUUGACUCUGUUGUUGAUUUGAUAUCCUACUACCAACAAAACUCUCUAGCUAUUUAUAAUAAAACUUUAGAUAUUAAACUCUUAUUUCCUGUUGGCAAAAAUAUGGGCAUGGAUACAACGAUUAAUGAUGAUGUUAAAGAAGGUGUGGAGAAAUUAAAGCGAAUUAAUGCAGAAUAUGUGGAAAAAACUGGAUCUUAUGAUAAUCUUUACGAACAACAUUCCAAGACAUCCCUAGAAUUACAAUUAAAACAUCAAGCUUUUGAUGCUUUUAAAGAAACUUUACUGGUGUUUGAGGAGCAAAUGGACUUACAUAAAAGAAAUCAUAAAGAUGCACCCUCUUAUGAAAUCCAAAAACUUCACGAAAAUUUUGAGUUACUUAAAGCACGCUAUCUAGGAAUACAAGAAAGUAAGAGUGGUUUGGAAGUAGAAAUUAAUAGAAAAUCAAAUAAAAACAGAUCAUUAAUUAGUGAUAUGAACAGUAUGAAACCAGAAAUUAAAAGGCUUUAUAAACAACGAGAACAACUCAAAAAAUGGUUAAUAGACAAAGGCAAAGCAGCUGACUCUCUAGAUAAUAUGUUAGAAAACAGAUAUGAAAGUUCACCAUCAGAAUCCCACAUAGAAAAUUCACCACUGUUAAAUGAAUCGUAUUGGUUAGUUAACUGUGAAAGAGAAAAGGCAGAAGAAAUGUUACUGAAUAGAGCUGAUGGAACAUUUUUAAUAAGACCUAAGCCUGAUUGUCAUGUACUAUCUAUUGUGUAUCAUAAUUCUGUGGGACACUGUAAAAUAUAUUGUAAAGAUUCUGUGUAUGGUUUUGCUGAUCCUUAUUUUAUUUUUGCAACUUUGAAAGACCUUGUGGUGCAUUAUCAUAAAACCUCUUUAGCUGAGCAUAAUAAUGACUUGGAUGUGUCUUUAAAGGUUCCUGUUAAAGCACAAUUGCCUCAGGAUCCAGUAUACACUCGGAUGAAUAACAGUCCGGUCUAG